AUGGAUAGCGAGUCUGGACUUUUGUCGGAUGUCAGAGGUAGAGGUUCAGUGUUGCCGGACAAAACCAAAGGUGACAUCCAACUGACAGACCUUCCCAUCACUCCGGAAGCAGAAGAGCCUUCCAGUCUAGACAGUGAUUUCAAUGGACGUGUCAUUGCCAGAGCCAUCAGGUUCAGGCUGCAAUCCACAAUAUCCUCCACCACUCCGACAGGUGCUGGAGAAGAAAUUACGCCUCUUGAAAUCACUCUGACUUUGCUUGUUAAGAAGCCAGGAGAUAGCGACUUCACGCCCGUUUUGGAAGGGACACUACUCAAAAGAAGAGUCACCCUUGACAGCGACUUGCCUGAGAGACUGCUGCUCCCGAGCGAUGACACAGCUCUGAAGGGCAUUGAGCAGUUGCGUAUUGAGUUCCAAACUGUGACCGGUGGUGAAUCAGCAAGACUGCAAGUGGAGGUUCUGGGAUGUGCAGAAGAAUACACAACAACUGAAAUGACCACUAAAGUCACCACUGUCACAACACCGACAACAACUGUCAGCGAAGAAACAACAAGCUCCCGAACCACGACGUCACAAAUGUCAACUACUCCAGGUUACUGUCUAGAGCCCAUGGAUGGGGAAAAGGGACUUGAACCUGAAGUUAAGGCGGCUGGAGAUCUCACAAUUGAUAGUCAGACCUCCUACUUGACAAUCACCCAGUUGCCAAUUGACCCAAGCUCAAGUGAUAUCCCCAGCGUAGAGCUCCUCUUCCGUCAACCCAUCAAGGUCACAGCAGUAGUCUUAGCCUCGCGUUCUCCUCAAGCAACAAGUGCACCCACGGGUCAGCCAGCAGCAAGCACAACCACAUCCAGGACUGCUGCAGGGGAGAGGCUGACUGAGGUCACCCUCACUCUGUCCACCAAGAAGCCCGACGAUGAUGAAUUCACUACACUGGUUGAUGAUAACACCAACCAGCCCAAGUUGAUAACUGUCCGUCUGGAAGGAGACCAACCCGAAAUCAAGUACUUGCCGAUAGAUGAAGACACACUGGAUGGCAUCACUGAACUGCGCGUACAAUUCCAGUCUGUCAGUGACGAUGACGCAACAACAUUUGAGUUACAUGUUCUGGGUUGCAUCAAAGAAUACACCACUCAGCCGACGACAAGAACCACCAGUGUCACCACCACUCUGAUAACCACGACUCCUCCCUCAUCAACAACCCAAGGGUACUGUCUGGAAUCCAUGGAUAGCGAGUCUGGACUUUUGUCGGAUGUCAGAGGUAGAGGUUCAGUGUUGCCGGACAAAACCAAAGGUGACAUCCAACUGACAGACCUUCCCAUCACUCCGGAAGCAGAAGAGCCUUCCAGUCUAGACAGUGAUUUCAAUGGACGUGUCAUUGCCAGAGCCAUCAGGUUCAGGCUGCAAUCCACAAUAUCCUCCACCACUCCGACAGGUGCUGGAGAAGAAAUUACGCCUCUUGAAAUCACUCUGACUUUGCUUGUUAAGAAGCCAGGAGAUAGCGACUUCACGCCCGUUUUGGAAGGGGACACUACUCAAAAGAAGAUUUUCAGAGUCACCCUUGACAGCGACUUGCCUGAGAGACUGCUGCUCCCGAGCGAUGACACAGCUCUGAAGGGCAUUGAGCAGUUGCGUAUUGAGUUCCAAACUGUGACCGGUGGUGAAUCAGCAAGACUGCAAGUGGAGGUUCUGGGAUGUGCAGAAGAAUACACAACAACUGAAAUGACCACUAAAGUCACCACUGUCACAACACCGACAACAACUGUCAGCGAAGAAACAACAAGCUCCCGAACCACGACGUCACAAAUGUCAACUACUCCAGGUUACUGUCUAGAGCCCAUGGAUGGGGAAAAGGGACUUGAACCUGAAGUUAAGGCGGCUGGAGAUCUCACAAUUGAUAGUCAGACCUCCUACUUGACAAUCACCCAGUUGCCAAUUGACCCAAGCUCAAGUGAUAUCCCCAGCGUAGAGCUCCUCUUCCGUCAACCCAUCAAGGUCACAGCAGUAGUCUUAGCCUCGCGUUCUCCUCAAGCAACAAGUGCACCCACGGGUCAGCCAGCAGCAAGCACAACCACAUCCAGGACUGCUGCAGGGGAGAGGCUGACUGAGGUCACCCUCACUCUGUCCACCAAGAAGCCCGACGAUGAUGAAUUCACUACACUGGUUGAUGAUAACACCAACCAGCCCAAGGUAUUAAUACAGCCGUGUUAA
Patiria miniata (bat star) is the source of this 2205-nucleotide messenger RNA. Its product is annotated as mucin-3A-like. The transcript has 10 exons. The record is from RefSeq and is a predicted model, not a curated record. The coding region runs from base 1 to 2205 and encodes 734 amino acids. NCBI's taxonomy places the organism in Eukaryota, Metazoa, Echinodermata, Asteroidea, Valvatida, Asterinidae.